Molecule: messenger RNA, 1789 nt
Organism: Plutella xylostella (diamondback moth)
Lineage: Eukaryota; Metazoa; Arthropoda; Insecta; Lepidoptera; Plutellidae
Product: opsin Rh3
Biological process (GO): visual perception; G protein-coupled receptor signaling pathway
Cellular component (GO): membrane
Molecular function (GO): G protein-coupled receptor activity
Source: RefSeq, a predicted model, not a curated record
CCGGCAGAGUCUCUCGCGCGGCGCUCCGGGGCGGUCGCCCGCCACACGACAUGCGACUCACACACGCGAGUGCCGUGAUCACCACCCUCAUCAUCACCCUCCAACUGUCCCAAACCAAAAACAUCACCAACCCCUGUGAUACCUGUGCAUGUGCAGUGAAAAGUGACGCCUCGUGUGAAAACUGUUUCAAAGUCGAGUUGGAUAGUCUUAAGCAGUGGAAGCGGAGGCGUAGACUGUGCCGAGUGGAGCGUAGCUUUGAUAGUGACAUGCUGGACGUGCCCAACAUGGUGGGGUCUUCGUCCCGGCACCAGCCGGUCCUAGCCACGAGUCUGUCCACAGUGGCCAAGUUCAAGCAACAGUGGCCGGUGGAGCUGUGGCGGCAGUACCUGUUUACGGAUGACUACCUGAUGCUGAUCAACCCCCACUGGCUGAAGUUCCCGCCGCCUCACGCCGCGGUCAACUACUCCAUGGGCGGGCUGUACAUCCUGAUGAUGCUGGCGGGAGGCACCGGCAAUGGACUCGUGCUUGUCAUGUACUUGAGAUGCCGGUCGCUGCGCACGCCGGGCAACAUCCUGGUGGCGAGCCUGGCGCUGAGCGACUUCCUCAUGCUGGCCAAGACGCCCGUCUUCAUCUUCAACUCCUUCAACCUCGGCCCGGCGCUCGGGAAAACUGGGUGCCUAAUCUACGGGUUCCUGGGCGGUCUGACGGGCUGCACGUCCAUCGCGACGCUAGCGGCCAUCGCGCUGGACCGCUACUGGGCCAUCGCGCGCCCACUGGAGGGUCUCGGCACGCUCACCGCCGUGCGAGCUCGCGUGCUGGCCGUGGCCGCCUGGCUCUACGCCGCGCUCUUCGCCUCCGUCCCCGCCUUCGACAUCGGCUACGGACGAUACGUCCCGGAAGGCUACCUCACGUCUUGCAGCUUCGACUAUCUCACAGAUGAAGUCAAGCCACGAUAUUUCAUCUUUGUCUUCUUCUGCGCGGCCUGGGUCACGCCCUUCGCCACUAUUACUUUCUGUUAUAUUAACAUCUUGCGCGUCGUUAUCUGUAAGAGGAAUGUUUCCACGACCAGCAGCAACGACCACCGCCUGUCGACGCGCCACGUCAAGGAGCAGGCCAAGAAGAAGGCCGAAUUGAAACUCGCUGUUCUAGUCAUAGCUGUUAUAGCCCUAUUCUUCGUGUCGUGGACACCGUACGCUAUCAUCGCCUUGAUGGGGAUAUUCGGCAAUAGGGACCUCAUCACUCCGACGUCGUCCAUGAUCCCGGCUCUGUUCUGCAAGACGGCGGCCUGCAUCAACCCGUUUGUGUACAUCAUAACGCAUCCGAAGUUCCGGAAGGAGAUCAAGAACUUGUUCAGCAAGGGCAAGUCGCGUCAGUACGGGGGAACGAUGAGGACUAUAGGCUACACGACCGACGCCACCACCUACCACCGGCCCAGUAAGGAUUCCAGCGAGACGGACGUUGAAGUUGUAGAGAUGAAGGAUAUACCGUUUCAGGGGGAAGGGAAGCGGGGUAAAGAGGGGGUGAAGUCUGUGUCAGGGCGGCUGUCGGAGCGGGAGGGCUCUCAGCGCAGCAUCAACGAGUCCAUGAAGAGCUACGAGGGCGACGUGGUGUCGCCGCCAUCUUGGUUCCGACAGCCGCAGUUUUCCAAGAAGCGCAGCUUCCACCGGAGGUCCACCAGGAGCGUGGUCUCGUUCGACACUAACGCCGUGUUGUAAACACUGGAGUCUGCAAGAGUUGACCACUUGAGACUUGGCCCUUGACCCCUCGCGACCUUCUUCCUUCUUUCGUG